This is a messenger RNA of Symbiodinium sp. CCMP2592, 3702 nucleotides long. The record is from the annotation of a GenBank genome assembly. NCBI's taxonomy places the organism in Eukaryota, Dinophyceae, Suessiales, Symbiodiniaceae.
AUGCAUCUGUUCGGAGGGGAGCGGCGGGUGAACGACCAGCAUUUUGCCGAGCGCUUCGCGGAGGAAGCGGGGCUCACAGUGCUCUUUGCAACCGUAGACCUGGCGACUGAUCAUCGCUGGGACAUUGCUCGCGAAGACACUCAGCACGAGCUUUUGGGCAUGAUGUCAGGCUUCGUGGAUUUACUCAUGUUGGGCCCGCCGUGUUCCACAGUCUCCAGGGCCAGGCAUGCCGACAACAGUGUAGGAGUCAGACCGGUCCUACUCGAAAGCCGACCACUUUGGCUGGCAAUGCUCGGGGCUUCGAUCGUUUUGUCCACUGCGCUUGUCCCGGUGAAAGCUCUUCUCAUCGGCAUGGACGUUCAAUGGGGUUUGACAGUGAAGGCUUCCGGAGAAGGGCCGACGGGUUUCUUUGCAAAGGGGCCCCGGGCGCCUUUGGCUCCAUGGUCGGUGAGUGCCUCAGCUGAUCGCAUAGGAGUCAGGAUUUUGAACGAAGCCGUGGAGGAUCAUGUUCGAGUGCUGCUGGGGGAUGAUCAUUUAGGCCUCUACCUGCAUGUGGACGAUACGCUACUUCUCGGAGUGGGCGCAUGUGCUAGGCUGACGGGCCCUUUGAUGGAGGAGAUUGCUGACAACAUGGAGGCCGCAGGUUUCCGAGUACCAGAUCGGCGAUCGGGUGAUAAGAUCGCGAAAGUGGUAGGCUAUGAGAUUGAUGCGCAGAAGGGCGAAUUUUCUUUGCCCCAUAAGAAGGCCCGCUUACUUCAGGCCGCUUUCCUCGAAGUGGCGAGCGCUCGUUUCGUGUGUGUCGAAUUGCUCAGGGCUCUGGUCGGGAUCUGGAGUUUCGGUGCACAACUUAGACGGGAACUGUAUUCCAUCCCAUUUUCGGUAUACCACAUGUUGGACAUUUGCGAAGGCCAGUUUGUGCGUCUCUGGCCGUCGGUGAGGCGAGAGCUCAUCGCUAUGGCUAGGGCUGUGGACUUCAUGGUUUUGCGGGCCUCGGACCCAGUGAGCAGAUUGGUGUUCGCAACGGACGCCAUGGGAGCUGAUGAUGUGGAUUGUGGGGGUUAUGGGAUUUGCGUGGCUCAGGCUACUUACGAGGAGUUUGCGGCUCUGAUGUGGGCCGGUGAAGAGCCGGGGUUUGCCAUCUCCGAACAAGACCGGGGUCUGAAGGGUUUUCGCAAUCCUGCUGACAUGAUCAAGCUUACACGUCCGUUUUCGAGAUUGCCCCGGUCUUUGUUUGAAGAUUUUAGGUGGACUGAGUUGCAGGCGGGCCGAUGGCGGUCGGCCGAUCACAUCACCAUAGGAGAAGCCAGGGCUGUCACAAAGUGCUUGGAACUGGUUUGCCAACGGCCUUCUGCGCAUGAUCAAGUGUACUUUGCUUUGCAAUAUAACCGUCCGUGUGCGAGCGCAAUGACCAAAGGAGACCAAAGGAAGGUCCUCGUCAUGGGGGCUAAACUUUUACCUGAGGCGAAGGGCUGCGCUUGGGAUUGCAUGUGGAUUGCGCUUCAUUUUCUCGUGGUGCCAGGCCCGGGGGAGGGCUCGGGUAUGCAACAUUUCCGACCACACAGGCUCGACCCGCUUCAUGUGCACUCCGUCUUGAGUGACACUUACAAGCGCUACGAAAGGGCGGUUGAGAAGUUUGAGGUUUUCUUGCUUCAGAACGACGCGGCUCCUACUUCUGCUGCUGAGCUUGACGAGUGGUUCGUUUUGUUCCGCCGGGAGGCCUCUUUGACCAGAUCACAGUUCGAGGUCACCUUGGCGGGCAUCCAGUUUUUGGCACCGCGCUUAAAGGGAAAGUUGCCCCUUGCGAAGAAGGUCACCAAAGGUUUGGCGAUCGAGUACCCUGCGAAGCAUGCUUUCCCUAUGUUGUCUCGUUCGGCUAGGUUCAUUGCGAGUAAGAUGGCAACUGCAAGUGAGCAUCGUUUGGGAGUUUGUAUGCUACUGCAGCAAGCAACAGGGCUUCGUCCAUCAGAGAUGCUGGGUCUGUGCGAGCACGAUAUUAUUCGACCCAGUGACUUCGUGCCUCGCUAUGUUCUUCGCCUUGGUACCAAUGUGGGCACCAAGGUGGGGAGAGAGCAGACCGCGUUCUUUGACCCGGAACAGGACCCAGUGCUCGCCAUGCUGUUGUUUAGGUUGCUGCGGGCCACGCCCGAGCGGGGAUCACUGGCUGCUUGUGGAUAUGAUCACUAUAGGAGGGUGCUCGCUCGACACAGUGCAUGCUUGGGAGUGCAAUACUCGCCUCACUCUUGCAGGGCCGGCUUCGCAACAGAGGCUAUCAUCAAAGGCGAGGCUCCCGCCCUCGUGCAGAGGCGCGGUCGGUGGAAAUCGGAAGCGAGUUUCCUUGUGUACAUCGACGUGGUCACCGCUUUGCAGGUCGAAGCUGAAUUUCGUAGCAGGGCACUGGAUUCUGAGAUUGACGCGGCCUCGCGCAACCUGCUGGGCUGCUUCCCAAAGGGGUGCUUUGCAGUGGCAGCCCAUGGGCCUGCCGGUUACCGUGGCCAUCAAAGACGCCUCGGAGGAGUCCUCGGAGUACCAGCCGCCCGCUCCUUCGCGUCCUGUGAGGUCUCAGCCACGCCAACGGGCCAUGACUCCGCCUCCUCGAGCUCUUCAGUCCCAAGCUCGACGGCGCCACAGUUCUCACCGCGGAAAUGCGCGCGCAACUACCCGCGGAUGGCGGGGCGCUCUUCGAAGGAAGCAGGCCUCCUGGUUUGGCUGGAUUGGGAAGUCGUGCUGCAAGGGAGCGGCUCGGCUUGCAUGCUGGUGCUUUGGGGCAGCUUGGCCUAUGUCAUCACGGCUGGGCCGAUGCGUGAACUCUUGUUGCCGGUACAAAGCCUAUACUGGUGUCCACGGCGCAGGUUGGUGAGAGCGCUUCUGGAUGGUGGCACGCAGCUGGUUUCGGCUUCUACAAGCGUGGUUAAGGCGGCUUCGGUUAACACUCUAAGUGUGGCGCAGGCCGCCUGGAUUGGAGUGGACCUCGUCGGCAUGAACGCCACGAAAGUGGUUGGGCGAGUCUUGGGUGAAACAUCUGAGGCCAUUGAGCUCUGGCUUUUCUCGGCGCAGGGUCGCGAAGUGCUGCGGGACCCGGCUCAGGAAGCCUUGACUUUCUGGUUGGGGUUGCUGCGCUCGCAAACUUUCCACUUGCCGGUGGUGGCCGCCGAAACCGAGGCGCUGGUGCAGGUGACUACUGGACGGCUUCUGGGGUCGUCUCCUUCGCCUCCAACGGCCUCGUGGAUGCUUCGCAUGACUUUUUCGCCACGCUGGGCCAACCCUGUGUGGCAAGUGGGCGGCUGGAACGCGGAGGAUGAGUAUGAUCAGAUUUUGCUUCUCGCCCGCGACUUCGCUACUACCGUGCCUGCGGUCAACCACACGUGGGACCAAAUUUUGGCCCCGCCGCCCUCCUCAGCUCACUGGCCUGCCAUUGUGGGACUCCUGCGCCGCUUGGGGGCUCUUUUCGGGAGGCCGCUGCGAGCCAGCUGGCGCUUCUGGGCUUCCAUGUGGGAGUAUGGGACCAUGCGUCCGCUGGCGCUUGGAGGUUUGGUGCUCGUGACUGCAGGUGGCUGCCUUUGUGUUCGGCGUCUCGGCCCUCUCGCUGCACCUCCAGCCGAAGGACAACUUGUGCACUGGUGCAGACUGGUGGAACUCAUGUUGCUCAUGCGUGGCUGGAUGUUGGUGCGCGGGGGAUCGCUAGCAAGGCAGCUACUUCAUUGA